Paramisgurnus dabryanus is the source of this 1811-nucleotide messenger RNA. RefSeq names its product fetuin B (gene fetub). Lineage: Eukaryota; Metazoa; Chordata; Actinopteri; Cypriniformes; Cobitidae. Gene Ontology annotation, molecular function: cysteine-type endopeptidase inhibitor activity. Gene Ontology annotation, biological process: negative regulation of endopeptidase activity. Gene Ontology annotation, cellular component: extracellular region. The record is from RefSeq and is a predicted model, not a curated record.
GUAUAAAAGAUUGCAUGCUCCAUCUAGACUUUGUUGCUGUGUCUGGAUGAACAACCACAGCUCCACCAUGAAGCAGUGUGUGGUAUUGAUGAUGGUCUUUCUGUGUGUCCGCGGGGCUCCUGUGGACCCGUUGACCCCUGGAUCCUGUAAUGAUGCUGCAGCUAAGGGUGCUGCCGCAGAAGCCUUAAAUCAAAUCAAUCUGGACCGCAAAGAAGGCUACGUGUUCAGCCUUGAUCGUCUCAGUAAUGUCCACCAGAUGAUCCAUGGUGAGAACGGGGUUGUCUUUUAUCUUACUCUUGAUGUUUUGGAGACUAAGUGUCAUGUCUUGAGCAAGAAGAACUGGAAAGACUGUGAAACCUUAAACACUGAACAAUACCCACUGUACGGACAGUGUAAGGCCGUUAUCUACAUGAACAGAGUUCACAGGGUAAACCGCCUGUACAAAUACAACUGCAUUGUGAGGCAAGUGCCUGCCAGCAAAAUUAGAGAACGAUGCCCAGACUGCCCCCCAGAAUUUCCUAAAGAUCAUGAAGAAGUCUUGAAGACUAUGAAGAUGGCCAUGGAGAAAUACAAUAAAGAGAGUGGACUGAGUAACUACUUUGCUCCUCUGAAAGUUACGAGAGCUUCUGCUCAGUAUGAUUUUGGACGAUUCCAUUUUGUGGAGUUCACCAUUCAGGAGACAAACUGCUCAAACAAAACCGAUAUUGCUGACGUCUCUAAAUGUGAAAUGAUGGCGUGUGAGUUUGCGCACAAAGGAUUCUGCAAAGCUUCCCACACUGUUGCAGCUGGUGAGGAAAAUCUUAGUGUUACGUGUGAAAUCUUUGAGCCUGAGGCAUCUGAAGAGGAGAAGAAGAAACACUUGAAGGGGGGAGAACUGGACCACACCCACAACAAAACUGGCUCAUCUCCUGGACAUGCACAUGACCAUGCGCAUGACCAUUCCCACGACCACGCCCAUUCCCAUGACCAUGCCCAUCCCCAUUCCCAUGACCAUGCCCAUCCCCAUUCCCACGUCCAUUCCCAUGACCAUGCCCACGAGCAUGGCCAUUCCCAUGACCAUGCCCAUCCCCAUUCCCAUGACCAUGCCCAUUCCCAUGACCAUGCCCAUCCCCAUGACCAUGACCAUGCCCACAACCAUUCCCAUGACCAUGCCCAUCCCCAUUCCCAUGACCAUGCCCACAACCAUUCCCAUGACCACCACCACCACCAUCACCACCACCCACACAAGCAUGGCAAAGGUCAUGGACACGCACACUCCCAUGAUCACUCUCAUGACCAAGAACACGUUCACACCCACUACGCUAAGGCCCACGAGCACAACAAGGAUGAAUGGGAACACCAGCACCACCAGUAUGGUCACAAAAAAGAUGAGACCCAUGAACAUGACCAUGAGCUGGUCCUGGACCACGACCACAAACACAGACACCUACACGAACAUGAACAUCAUCACCACCAACACGACCAUGACAGCAGAACCAAAGCGAGAAAACCUGAGGGAUCUGUCAAUGUUCUGCCCCCCGUGGAUAAGCCCAUGGUUCUUCCAUCUUUCCCUGACAAGCCUGCUGCGGGACCCGAGAAACCAUCUACCCUCCCUGCUCACCCUGACCCACAGAUUCCAGGACAGAUGGAACCUACCAUCCACCCCUUCCCAAACACUAUAUCCCCUCAGUGUCCCGCAGAGUCCAACAUUCAAAAUUUCAUCCUAAAGCAGGUCUUCAGCGAAGAUCCUCUCUUCAAACCUACCGCGUAGAGCCCUGUGAAUAUUUUAUGUUUGUACAGUGUCAUAAAUAAACAAACACUUGUACACGUAA